Messenger RNA from Alnus glutinosa, 1779 nucleotides. RefSeq names its product tyrosine decarboxylase-like. The record is from RefSeq and is a predicted model, not a curated record. Gene Ontology annotation, biological process: amino acid metabolic process. Gene Ontology annotation, molecular function: pyridoxal phosphate binding; carboxy-lyase activity. NCBI's taxonomy places the organism in Eukaryota, Viridiplantae, Streptophyta, Magnoliopsida, Fagales, Betulaceae. The transcript has a single exon. The coding region runs from base 1 to 1545 and encodes 514 amino acids.
AUGGCUAGCCUAAAUUUCUUUUCUAUCUUUAAGAACAAUCCACUAAACCCUGAGGAGUUCAGGAGGCAAGGGCACAUGAUGAUAGACUUCCUAGCUGAUUACUAUGUGAAUAUUGAGAAAUACCCUGUUCAAAGCCAAGUGGAACCAGGAUAUCUCCGGAAACGCUUGCCGGAGUCCACCCCAUAUAAUCCAGAGCCCAUCGAAACCAUCCUCCAAGACGUGCAGGAGCAUAUAAUUCCUGGUAUAACACAUUGGCAAAGCCCAAACUACUUCGCCUACUUCCCAUGUUCUAGUAGUAUUGCAGGGUUUCUAGGCGAGAUGCUUAGUGCCGGAUUCAAUGUGGUCGGAUUCAACUGGAUUUCAUCUCCAGCCGCGACUGAACUGGAGACAAUAGUCGUGGAUUGGCUUGGAGAGAUGCUCAAGCUGCCCAAGUCCUUCCUUUUCUCUGGCAAUGGCGGGGGUGUGCUACAAGGGACCACUUGUGAGGCCAUUUUGUGCACACUCGUCGCUGCGAGGGAUCAAAUGCUAUGCCGAAUCGGGAGAGACAGCGUGGGAAAGCUGGUGGUUUAUGGGUCCGACCAAACGCAUAGUGCACUCCAAAAAGCGGCACAAAUAGCUGGAAUCCACCCGAAUAAUUUUAGAGCCAUCAAAACCACAAAGUCAACAUCAUUUGCGCUCUCACCAGACUCACUACAAUCCGAAAUUUGCAAAGACAUUAAAGCAGGGUUGGUCCCAUUGUUUCUCUGCGCCACUGUGGGGACUACUUCCACAACUGCCGUUGAUCCACUGGGGUCGUUAUGCAACGUGGCAAAAGGUUAUGGCAUAUGGGUCCACGUGGAUGCUGCUUAUGCUGGAAAUGCAUGCAUUUGUCCGGAGUUCCGGCAUUUCAUGGAUGGUGUUGAGGGUGCGAACUCAUUUAGUCUCAAUGCACAUAAAUGGUUCUUAACCACUUUAGAUUGUUGCUGCCUCUGGGUAAAAGAUCCGAGUGCCUUGGUAAAAUCACUCUCAACCAACCCUGAGUUCUUGAGGAAUAAAGCCACCGAUUCAAAGCAAGUGGUGGAUUAUAAAGACUGGCAGAUAGCCCUAAGCCGAAGAUUCCGGGCCUUGAAACUCUGGUUUGUGCUCAGAAGCUAUGGCGUGGCUAACCUUAGGAACUUCAUUAGAAGUCAUGUUGAAAUGGCCAAGCUUUUUGAAGGGCUUGUAGCAAUGGACAAGAGGUUUGAAAUCGUGGCCCCUAGAUAUUUUGCUAUGGUUUGUUUUAGGGUGUCGCCAAUAGCAAUGGGUAAGCCAAAGGCAACGCACGAAAAUGGUAAUGUUGAUGAGAAGAAGAAGGUGGACGUAGAAGAAGAAAGUUCAAAUGAGGUUAACCAGAAGUUAUUGGAGUCGAUUAACAUGUCAGGCCGAGUUUACAUGACGCAUGCAAUGGUUGGGAAUUUGUACGUUAUACGGUUUGCCGUCGGCGCGACUCUUGUAGAGGAACGACACGUUAUCAUGGCUUGGAAAGUGGUGCAGGACCAUGCAACUGCCAUACUAAGCACCAACUAAAACUAAGCUUCUGUUAUCAUGCCGGACAACAUUUGACAGACCAUUGAAAGAAGGAAAUGAGUAGUGGGUUGUUUUGUUUUGUAGCUGCAUGUACGUGCUGCAUGUGUGGUUGAAUUAAUGUAUUUGCUAGUUCGGUGUUUUCGGAGUAUUGUAGCUGGCCUCCUUCUAUUCAGUUUUUUUUCUUUUUUUUCAGUUUUCAUUAUUAAGGGUGUAAAUGCGGUGGGAUAUUAACGG